AUGGCGUUGAAAGUCGGGGACAUUCUGAAGCGCUUAGGCCUAAGAGGCGCCAUCAUCCGAUACGGCGAGCAGUGGAAAACCCAAGAGAUCAAAGACCUCGAAGACGACAUCAGAGCUUUCUACCAAAAGUACGAGCCUUAUUUGAAGAGGGAAGAGGAGUAUCCUGUCGAGUUCAACACCGACAUUAACGACAUCCUGGAAAGACAUGGCCCUGGUCUAUGGCCCGAUGGUCCACGCAGCGAAGACACUACGCUUUGGCUGUUUCCAGCAGGAGACAUCCCCGAAUACCUUGAGGACAUCUAUUACAGUCGCCACAUCGACAACCAUGACGAGCCCCAUUCUCUCGUUCACACCAUCAAAUUCGAGCGGGAUGAGAACAGAGCCAAGCUGCAGGAAAUUCUCAAAGGCGAGGAGUUCAACCUAAGAAAGAGAAAGCUGAAGACCGACUCGCCCGUGGGCUCGGUCAAGCGUUCGAAGCAAUCAAAAGCUCCAUCCGAGCCUGUCCAACAGGGCUACAAUCAGCAUGUGUCUAGCUGGACCACGACCAACCCCGAAACAAUCAAUGUCGCCAGCCCUUCAAACCUUGACAAUGGUCACGACCUACUUGUCGCAGCAGCAUCUGGGCCUACUCAUGGUUUCGUGUCGGUCAACCAAGCCGAACAGCACGAGCAGCCGCAGCCCGUGCAAGAAGUCUUAGACAGCGACGAAGACGUAUCCGUGCCUGGAAGGACGGCCUUGAGCCUGCACUCAAGCGAUGACAAUUCAUCCAACAACGAGAACCAUCAUCUUCCCGAUACUCCUGCCGAAGGCGUUCUACACACACAAUAUUCACUGCCUCAGGACACACCCUUCGACGCACAGAUGAGUGGAAUGACCACGAAGCCCUUACAGCACCCACAAGCCGAUGCAGAACCUUCAAACAUGCCCACCGAAACCGCGUCGUCACAGCCUCAAGUCACCGACACAUUCAUUCCUUGGCCUAAACUUAGCAAGAGACGAGCCAAGAGAUCAAAGAACGGUCUACGUCCAAUGUUGGCUAACGAUGACACGGAGCUCCCAUCCCAAGAACUACCUUCCAGGCCUUCAGCUGACGCCUCGCACCCACCUAUCAUACCACAACAGGAUGAGUCCCUCAUAUCCGUUGAUGGUCACGCNCCCGAAAGCCGGAAGCUGAUGAGAAGAACACAUGUUCGCACUCCGGCACCAGAACCAUCGAAUCGCACGACAGAUAACACGACUGCCACACUCAAUCACCACACUACCCAACACAUCAACAAUCUCACACCUCUCUCAACUUACACGCGUACUUAUCAAACACCGUAUGCAGAUGCACACCCGCUAGUGCUCACCUCACAUUCAUCAUCAGCCGACGCUGUUCUUGGUGCCGCCAACAUCCAUCCUGCACCAAUCCAUUCCGCAUCCAUCGACUCUCCGCACAUAAUCUCUGGUCACACUCCAACCAUCAUGAACAAACACCUACCGCCACCGCCGACUGACAUGCCUAUCUCGGCAAACAUCAUCACAAGCCACUUUGCGAGCACGUUUGUCAAAUUCACUCUGACCGUCAAUGGCCGUAAGAAUAUCAAGAUGCUCAAGCUCGCCGAUUGCUUCGAUGCUAUUGCUUUGCAUCAAACAGUCAACAUCCGCUUCAAAGAAGCGCUCUCAGGCCUAGUCCCCUCAGAGAUCGUCUUCACGUUCGCCGAUACCGAAUACGAGAUCAACACUGAAGGCGGCGGUCAACCCCUUUGGGACGAGUUCAUGCAAACCGUUCUUGAUAAUGCUCCUCCAAGCACUUGCCCCGUCGUUGCCGCAAUCAAAGUUUGA
This is a messenger RNA of Aureobasidium vineae, 1824 nucleotides long. Lineage: Eukaryota; Fungi; Ascomycota; Dothideomycetes; Dothideales; Saccotheciaceae. The record is from the annotation of a GenBank genome assembly.